Molecule: messenger RNA, 1203 nt
Organism: Rangifer tarandus platyrhynchus (Svalbard reindeer)
Lineage: Eukaryota; Metazoa; Chordata; Mammalia; Artiodactyla; Cervidae
Source: the annotation of a GenBank genome assembly
AUGGCAAGUCUGGCCCGUCCGUCGUCCACUGCCGGCCACUGUCUCCACAUUUCCAGGGGAAGUUCUGGGGUCCACAGUUCUGGCUUCCACUGUCCUUGCCAGGAGCCCGAGCCGCAGGAGAAGACCGCGCUCCCACCCCUGCGCACACACCUCCUCUGCUGCUGCUCUGCCGGAACCAGGGAACCAACUCCUGCCGCGGGAGCUGUCAGCCCGCCGCCCGGCCCACACGAGGACCACCCCGCCCACCCCACGCGGCAGGGCUGUCCCCACGCAGGUGUGACACUCGGGAUGGGCUGCCCAGUGGGCUUCACAGCUCCGACCUCGCCGCAGACCCCACCACGCCCUCCAGGGGUGCGGCCCAAUGGGUCUCUGAAGGCCUCGGCAGGGCACAGCACAGACGCUGAGCACUCAACGAAUUGGCCGGUACCCCUGCCCGAGGUGCACGCGCGCACAGAACGUCCGGAAAGUGGGUGGGAGGCCGUCUCUGCGGCCUCCGCCCGGGACCGGGAGACUAGGACCACACUCGGAGAGUGCUCGCGCAGACCCUGGCCCUCCGCCGGCGCAGGCGCACUGAGCUCACUCCGCGCCCGCCGGGAAGGCCGGCCGGCCCAGCCCCGCGCCCCCAAGGCGGCGUUCCCGCCGCGGGGCAGGGCGGGGCCCUUCGCGCCUGCGCACUCGCCCUUCGCACCGCCCCUGCGUCGCCUGGAGCAGGCCGCACCACGUGACCGCUGCCCGUACCCAAAAUGGCGGCCGCGGCCGGGCCUCACCGGCUCCCCUCUUCAGCCCGCGCCUGAGCCUCCCCUCGCCAGGAGCACGGCCCUUCCGGCCCUCACCGCUGGGCCCCGAGGCGCAGCUCUCCGGGGGCGGCGAACCAGGCUCGCCGGAGCCACGGCCCGUGUUGACCGUCACCACCCGCCUGGACUCCCAACAUUUUCCCAACCGUCAGGCUCCCAGCGGCUGGCGCCUGGAGCGUCCUCUGAUAGCCCCGCCCCUGGGAUUGGCAGCUUCGGCAGCCAAUGGAGACCAGGAGGCGGGCGGGGGCGGAGCAUCCCUGUCGUUCGGAGGGCGUUGGGCCUGGCGAGUUGGAGGCCGCGGGCCGAUGGGCGGGACCAAGCGGGGCUGUUCCCGCGACCCCCCAGUGGGCCAAUGGGAGGGCCGCCGGGUGCCCGGGGAGGGCGGGCAGGGGGCGGGGCCGAGCCGUAA